Messenger RNA from Pelobates fuscus (common spadefoot toad), 3452 nucleotides. RefSeq names its product autocrine motility factor receptor (gene AMFR). Gene Ontology annotation, cellular component: ubiquitin ligase complex; cytosol; endoplasmic reticulum. Gene Ontology annotation, molecular function: ubiquitin protein ligase activity; ubiquitin binding. Gene Ontology annotation, biological process: protein K48-linked ubiquitination; ubiquitin-dependent protein catabolic process; endoplasmic reticulum unfolded protein response. NCBI's taxonomy places the organism in Eukaryota, Metazoa, Chordata, Amphibia, Anura, Pelobatidae. The record is from RefSeq and is a predicted model, not a curated record. The transcript has 14 exons. Bases 126 to 2033 code for a protein of 635 amino acids.
AGCAGCAGACCGGGACAUAGGUCGGUGUUGCUUCGUGUCAGCUCGGUGAAGUUUAGGUUACCGGAGGAGGGCAGUCCCGGGGUGCGGGCAGGAAGGAGUGUGAUUCCGGUAGAGUAGGCCUGACCAUGCCGCUGCUGUUUCUGGAGCGUUUCCCAUGGCCCAGCCUGCGGACAUACACCGGACUGAGCGGCCUAGUGCUGGCCAUGAGCCUUCUCACCGCCUACCGGAGCCUGAGAGCCGAACUGGGCCAGACCGGGACCGACACCGAGACCGGGACCGACCUGACGGCAGACUGGGGGGAAUUACUGCUCGAACUGGGCCGACAGCUGGUCUCUGACAGCCUGGGGGUGUGGGUCCUGGUGAACACGGUGUGCUGCCUUUUGAUGUUGGUGGCAAAGGUGAUCCAGCAUGUGGUGUUUGGUCCGCUCCGUGUUAGUGAGAGACAGCACCUGAAGGACAAGUUUUGGAACUUCAUUUUUUACAAAUUCAUCUUCAUAUUCGGUGUGUUAAAUGUCCAGACUGUGGAGGAAGUUGUCCUGUGGUUUUUGUGGUUUGCAGCCUUAGUGUUUCUCCAUCUUAUGGUCCAGCUUUGCAGAGAUAGAUUUGAAUAUCUGUCCUUCUCUCCCACCACCCCGAUGAGUUGUCACGUACGUGUUUUGGUCCUUCUGAGCACCAUGUUUCUGGCAUGCUGCGGCCUAGCUGUAUUGUGUGGACUAGCCGGUUAUGCACAUGGCAUGCACACGCUGGCAUUCAUGGCUGCCGAGUGUGUAUUGGUGACAACUCGAACAGCGCAUGUCAUCUUACGGUAUGUGAUACAUCUCUGGGAUCUAAAUCAUGAAGGAACCUGGGAGGGCAAAGGAACAUAUGUAUAUUACACAGACUUUGUCAUGGAGCUGAGCCACCUGUCUGUAGACCUAAUGCAUCAUAUUCAUAUGCUGCUGUUUGGUAAUAUCUGGCUGUCAAUGGCAAGUCUGGUAAUAUUCAUGCAGUUGCGUCACCUCUUCCAUGAGCUUCAGCGUAGACUCCGUCGCCACAAGAAUUAUCUGCAUGUCGUAGGAAAUAUGGAGGCUCAUUUUGCUGUUGCAACUCCCGAAGAACUGGAAGCAAAUAAUGAUGACUGUGCAAUUUGUUGGGAUUCUAUGCAAGCUGCCCGAAAACUGCCUUGUGGGCACCUCUUCCACAAUUCGUGCCUGCGUUCUUGGCUAGAACAAGACACUUCGUGCCCGACUUGUCGGAUGUCUUUGAAUAUGGCUGAUAACAACAGAGGUCGAGGGGAGCAGCAGAGAGAAAACAUUGACCAAAAUAUAAUCCCUCUCACUGUGGCAGAUGGACGAACCCGCCUCAAUCACCAUAACCACUUUUUCCAUUUUGAUGGUUCUCGGUUUGCCAGCUGGCUGCCAAGCUUUUCUGUGGAAGUUAUGCACACAACAAAUAUCUUGGGAAUCGCUCAAGCAACUAACUCCCAGUUAAACUCUAUGGCACGGCAGGUCUUGGAUAUGUUCCCACAGGUUCCGUAUCACCUGAUUCUGCAAGAUCUGCAGCUCACUCGAUCAGUGGAGGUUACAACAGAUAACAUACUAGAGGGACGUAUACAAGUGCCAUUCCCCACACAGAGGCCAGAGGACGUUCGACUUGCCACUGACAACCCAGUUGAAGAUGGUGAACAGACAGAGCAGGAUAUGCCUGCGCAGACUGAACGUGUUCCGUUGGAUCUGUCCCCAAAUGAGGAGGAAUUUGAAGAUUACAGUGAGAUGGAAGCCCAACCAAGUGAAGCAGAGGACUUUGAAGUCCGAGGCAGCAGAUUCUCCAAGUCUGCAGAUGAGAGGCAAAGAAUGCUGGUCCAGAGAAAGGAGGAUAUGAUGCAACUUGCUAGAAGGCGUUAUUUGAACAGAACUCCGGAAGAGGACUCCAGUGCUUCAUCAUCUGACAGAAAUCCCAACACUACAGAAUUUCCUUCAGACUCUGUAUCUCUUCGCAGACGUACAUUGGCAGCCGCAGCGGAACGUAGACUUCAGAUGGGACAGUCUCCAUAGUGACAUACAGAGCACACAGAUGCCAGCUGACCCUCCUCCUUGUUCUGAAGGUGCACACAGACUCCUACUGACACGGCACCUUGUUAAUGAGCUACUGUAACUCACGGGCUCAUAUUUUGUAAUCUUUUAUUUUACUGCAAUAUGUUUAGAAUAUAAUUGGAUCUGCUGCUUGAUCCCGAUGCACAAUUUGUGUUCGAUUCCUCCAGCUGAAAUGUCUACUUAUUUUCCAGGAAGGGAGAAUCCAAAGUGGGGAAAACUGUCAGUAUUUUAGAGAACAGAAGAUGCUUGUGGCGAUUCUGUAACAUACAGACGUCCUGUAUAUUGUUUACUAAAAGUAUUCCCUGACCAGGGGCUACCGUAGAGUGUUCAAAGAGAAGGAACCUCAACUUCAGGCUCAACAUGGUAUCCCAUACUGGUGAUGUUUCCCAGAGAGUUAAAUAGUCUUGCAAAUUAAACUUAUUUUUAUUAACCUGCAGCUCUGGGGUUCUGCUUUUUCAUAAAAACAAACAAAAAAAAAAAACUUUUGAACUUUUGUUUUUGUAGCCUAUUACUAAUGGACUUUUGAAAAUGGUUGCAGCCAAAAUAUUGUAAUGCUUAAAAGUGCUAAGCUGUGAAAUAGAAGUAUGAAUCUAAAUGCAGACUGAAACAGUUAGGAGGACCCAUAGUGAAGACUUGCAUUGGGGCGAGAAAGUGGACUAUUUUUAUUUUUAUUAUUUCCUGCAGUUUUUGGAGCCUUGGUAGAUGGCAGAGUUUGGUGCUCUGCCGAUCAGAUUUUUAUUUAUUUUUUUGUCCCCCAUCUACCUGUAUGCUUUGUAAAAAAAACAUGUGUUGAGCACUAUCGCCAACUGGAAUAUUUGCAGGUUGAUUCCUGCAAACAGGCAAUAUUCCCUUUGCAUUCUUUAUGUAGUAUGUGAAUGUUUCCCUUCUACAUUAUAUCGGGCAGAUUGUUUUAGAGCUUUCUGCUAAACUCCAUCUCAGGAUCAUACCUUUUUACUAAGUGACACGUUAAACUCAGAAAUUGUAUCCACAGGAAUGUCUGCAUACUUUAGUGAGAAUUCAAUAUUUCUCUUAAAAUUUGAUCACCUGUUUCAUGUCGGCGGGACCCUGGUUAAAAAAAGGUAUUCUUUCAACAUAUCGGUUGUAAAGUUUCAACUUUUGGGCAACGUAAGGAGAGAGCAUGUCUGCUUCUCGAUGGACAAUCUAAUGAAUCAUUGCUGAACCGCCAUCAGUGAGAAUGUGCAAGUGUUAUAACCAGCGUGUGAAUAGACAUUUAUACCGUGUAUGAAUGUUGGAGGGCUUAGGCUGCAUCCAGUCUCAUUCAGAAAAACCUAAUGCCUCUGUUAACACGGAUAAUUUUGCCUUGUGAUUUGGGCUUUUGCAAAUGCCAGAUUUUAUUCUAAAAAUAAAAUUUUGAUCAGU